GGGACUCUGACGUUCCACUCACGUCGCGCGCUAAAUUUGUUUUGUGUUGAAGUAAAAUUCAAGGAACAACAAUACAGAGGCGUAUCGGCCGCACACAACCAUUUUAAACGGGUUUCUUCUUGUUGUUUUCGAACCAAACUUGUUUUUACAUUAUCCUUACAAAAUGGCACAACAAGCUGGUUACUCACCUAGUUUCAAAAGACCAGCUGAAAUCCUGCGAAUGCGGAGGAAGAGAGCCCGCAGCCAGGGUGUCAGUUCUGGCGGCCGAGGCGCGAUUGCCAGCCCGUGUGAGGGUGCCUCUAUAUCCGCUGUUCGACCAUUCUCCCCAGGACCCCUGUUCGGCCAGGGUCACUCUGGAGGGGGAGUGAAGCGGAGAAACCCAUUUGCUAGCAUCGAGAACACCUUCAGCAGCCCAGCGAAGAAGAAAGUCUUUAUUUACACUGAUGAUGACGACGCCGACUCGUCGGAUUCUGUGAAGCCGGGCGGCUCUGCAGGAGUGGAGGGAGAGAAGUCACCAACAAGAACGCUGCCAUUUAGUGAACGACUUCUCCAGGCAGAAAAACUAAGCAAAGACGUGCCCGGCAAGAAACCAACUUCUCUGUCUGAAGACGACUCACAGUUUGAAGAUGAGGAUUUGUUCCAGGAGGAGAGAACAUCCAUACUGAAGAGUCCCCAGGCUGGUGCAGUAACCUCCAUAGCACCCCCUGUGUGUGUGGAGUACCCUGCAGACUGGAGCCUGAAGACGCAUCUCCUUUUCACCUCCCUGCUCCCCUUCUCCUGGGCUGUACAGCCCAGAGCUACAGAGGAGGCCCAGGGUCUUACCCAGCACUGUAGAGGACAGUACACCACUAUACCACAGAGUAUACAGGACCCUCGGACAUCUGCUGAGCUACGAUGUGGGUUCCAGCAGUGUCUGCAGUUCUGGCAGCACCCGUCCCUGUCCUGGCUCUCUCUGUUCCCCCGGAUAGGAGCAGAGAGAAGCUUCACUGGCAAGAACGUCCCCUGGGCCCAGGACAUGGCACUUCAACAGAGCCUCAUGAGUGAAUGGUCAGUGAGUCUGUCCUCCCUAUACAGUCUAUUGAAGGCCAGACUAUGUCCAUAUUUCUAUGUGUGUUCCUACCAGUUCACUGCUCUUUUCAGAGCCUCAGGACUGGCGGGGAACAGCAUCAUCACUGCACUACUCACCCCAACCACCAGGGGGCUCAGAGAGGCCAUGAAGGCUGAUGGUAUUGAGUUCACACUCCCCCUGCUGGAAGAGAGGAGGAAGAGCAAGGAGCAGGGAUCAACUGCACACAACCAGGAGACAGAUGGAGAGGAGGAGGAGGAGACACGGUCUGAAGCCAGUGACAAGGAAGAUGAUGAUGAUGAUGGUGGGUUUUCCUGGCUGACGGAGAUGGGAGUGCAGGAUAAGAUUAAGAAACCAGACAACAUCUCCAUCAAACUGCACAAAGAGCGCAACUCAGUGUGUUUAGACCACAAACCAGAGUCUGUAGUCUGUGUGUCGGGAACGCACACCUUCACUCUCAUCAACUUCCUCAUCAACUGUAAGAGCCUGGUGGCAGGGGCUGGAUCACAGGCAGGCUUGCCCCCCACCCUACUGGCCCCUACAGCCUUCAGAGGAGCUACGCUACAUUCACUCAAGGCGCGUAGCGUGAACGUGAAGACUCAGGUGCGUGCUGGGUACCAGGACGUGUGCAGUCUAGAGGUGACGGGACCCAUAAUGCCUCAUUCUCUCCACGCCCUGACCCGCAUGCUUCGGCCUGCUCAGAGAGGAGGCUUCAGCACCGCGCUCUACACACACGAACCCACCGCUGUCCUCAACACACACACCACCAGGGAACAGGCUGAGCAGGCUGUAGAGCUGGAUGGAUGUGGUCUUCAUCCCAGCACCAUUCAGCAGCUCCAGGAGCCCUCUACCUUGGGGAAGUCUCCCCUCAGACAGCUCCAUUUGAACAACUACUCCUACACAUGGAAGUCCUGAGAGCAACUCACCCUGUCUCUAUCAGACUGCCAGGCUGGGUCCCAAAUUGCACCCUUUUCUCUUUAUAGUGAAAUGCUUUUGACCGGAGCCCAAUAAAGUAGAACACUAUAUUGGAAAUAGGGUGCCAUUUGGGACACAACCUAGGGCCAACAUUCCUUUAGUGGACCGUACCAUUCCUACACUGCCGUAUACUUACUGUCCAUAUUUGUAUGAAUAGCCUGUCCACAAACUCCUGGUAUGCUGGCAAUUGUAGUUUUACUAACCCCCUGUCCUCUGUACUACAACCCAAUGACUGAUGGGAUUUUUAAAAAACAUUUAUUUGACCUUUAUUUAACUAGUCAAGUCAGUUAAGAACAAAUUCUUAUUUUCAAUGAUGGCCUAGGAACAGUGGGUUAACUGCCUUGUUCAGGGGCAGAACGGCAGAUUUUAUUUUACCUUGUCAGCGCAGGGAUUCGAUCUUGCAACCUUUCGGUUACGAGUCCAACGCGCUAACCAGUAUGCUACCUGCCGCGAAAUGGACUUCUUGUACAUGUAACAUUCCUGGAUUUGCCAUAAUGAGAUGGAUUUGGCUAAAACGGGCUUGUUGUUGAUUUUAGACCCUAAGAUGUUUUUGUCUUGAACCAUUUUUUUAAAUGUCUGUUUUAAGAGCUUUUAUUUCAACAUAAUUGUUCAACAUAUAGUAUCUCUACUGGUGACAUUUUAUUGGAUUAAAUUCAUUUGUCACGUGA
Molecule: messenger RNA, 2709 nt
Organism: Oncorhynchus kisutch (coho salmon)
Lineage: Eukaryota; Metazoa; Chordata; Actinopteri; Salmoniformes; Salmonidae
Product: protein downstream neighbor of son homolog
Exons: 8
Coding region: 164-1981 (605 amino acids)
Biological process (GO): nuclear DNA replication
Cellular component (GO): nucleus
Source: RefSeq, a predicted model, not a curated record